GAUAAGUUUAAAACAAGUAAUAUGAUGUAAACCAAGCUGAGUAUUAACAAACAACAGUCACGUCGAGUGUUUUGUAGCAAAAAAAAAAUGGUUUCGUACGUGGUAUCGCGAGUUAUCAUGUGAGUAUACUGGCGCGGCAAUUUCGAUAUUAUUUCCCUUCAAAAUAAAUGACAAUUUUGUUUCGUUCGUUUCUUACAGGCUCGUUUUUGGAACCCUGUAUCCCGCUUAUUCAUCGUACAAGGCUAUGAAGACGAAGAAUGUCCGAGAAUACGUAAGUGUUUUCUUUCUUUUCCUCCGAGAUUUGGAUGGAAUAUCGUUCGAUCGAUAAAAUCUUUUUGUUUGAUAUGUUUCUUGGCUUGAGAUCUAUCCAAGUAUUUUCUGUUCAAUUUUUGAAAAGCUACUGAGAACACAAGAUUUAAGUUUAGGAGAAUGUUUUUUCGUCAGUCUUAAUUUGCAUCUCAGCUCAAGAUUGAGUGGCGUUCGGUAAUAGUUCAAGUGUUGAUGGUUGAUAUGAAACCAGCAAAACAGGCUGGAAAGUACACUUGUGUUUUCACUCUAGCUUGUUAACUGAGUUACUAAUCUAGCAGCUGAAAAUCGCCUUUUUUCUUAAUACGUAAGUAUAUCUUCAGAUACAACGAUCCUGCCAACUCGACCUCGCUUCUACAUGUACCUUUUUCAUUCGCAUGUUUUAAAUCUGUUCGUAUUGCGAGCUCUGUGAACAUGUUUAUAAAUUAGGGUUCACUGACCGAGUUCAAUGCAAGUCUAAGCUUAUUCAUGCAGAAAUCUUUAAAUCUGUCGAAAUUUGUUAUGCGUUAACUGUAUCUUUAAUCAAGGAGGAUGAUGGAGUUCGACAGCCAGGUUUUCCUUUUUCGUAAGUAAGUUAACGGGAUAUUCAAAUUAUAUUUUCUUUUACACGCUCCAACGUACGUGCAAAUAUUUUUAUUAUCAAAGCCUGUUUUCCUGUUAGGCUAAAACUGAACUUUUUUUGAGUUAGAGGUCUCAGUUUUUUUUUGCCUAAACAUCAACAGAUGCAAGGCUAAUAAAAAUAAUCAAUUUCCAGCUGUAACAGACACUUUACUCAAUUAGUUGUACCUUUCAUCUUAGGCAAUUUCAAUUUAUUAUUUUCCAGUUACAAGUUUGUGCCAUAAUGUGUUAAUUGAAGGCUGUCGUUACCUUAUUUAUUCUAAAACAUGCUGUUUGUGUUGUCGAAAAUUAUGGCCAGGAGGUUUCAUAUUUGUUGCAGAUUUUAGCUCUGAAAAAUUUUUAUAUCUACGUGGGCAAGCUGCAUAAUUUGGAAGCCAUGGUGCAACAUGGAAUCAUCUAACAGUGCAUUAUGUUUGUUUGUACAAGAAUUUGCAUAUCACAGACUUUGCCCUUUUUUGCUUCAAUUAACUUCCCUACCAAAGGAAUAUUUUUCAUCCACCAAAUAAAAUAAAAAGCCUUCCACACCAUAACAUUUACAAAGUAUAGAAUAGUCAAGAACUAACAGGUUUUUUCUAGGUUCUUACUGAUCUUCUGAACAUCAUUAUGACUUGCAAACAGCAAUAUUGAUAGAGGAUUCAAAUUCCUUAGUCUCAUCCUUUUCUGGCUGUGUACAUAAAGGAUUAACAGUGUUUUUGUGUGUACUUGUGCAAUUAAUUGUAGCCAGCAUUUAUCUACCUGUUAGCUGCUUAGCUAACCUUCAUCUAUUAUGAUGCGAUCCAAAACAGAUUUUGGUCAAGGGUUUGAAUAAAUUAGCUGAGAUAUUCGUAGCAUGACAUCUCUAGUCCGGAUGAUAACUUUAAACAUAACAAAGUUAUAUUUGCAUAAUGUUUUGUAACAAAAGUUUUCUGAACAUUACAGCUAGUCUGUUGGUUUCUACUCUAAUGCGUGUUCUAUGCUCUUGAGACCCUUUUACUGCUUGAAGAAACCAAAACUUCAGCCCUUUGACCACUGUAUUUGCUGCUUGAGUGAUUUUGAAACAUUGCUUUUAAUUUAGACUAGGAGGUAAAUUAAUGUUUGCUGUGGAAACAAAGCAAAAAAAAGAGAAAAUGUGUGUAUGCAAAAUUGUGUUCUAAGAGAACAAGUUUUAUUGCUUGCAAAUAGCAAGUGUCACUGAAAUUUUAUCUGAGUCACUUACCUUAAAAUGGUCUUCAUUUUUCUAGUUUUCAAUAUUAUGAGAUAUAAAAUACUAAUUCAAGCAAAGGUGUACAUGUUUGCUGGGUCUACAUGUUAAUAUAUUACUAUGUACUAAAAGACGUGAUGUCUAGGUAACUCAGAAUUAAAAGUUUAAAGUGAAGAUAAGAGAAGUGACUGUUCUGCCUAGAUAAACUAAUGCUACCUGCUGACCAGACUCUUGUGUGUUUUAUUAAUUUUUUGCAAAUAAUUUUCUAACUAGAAAUAUGUGUAUUGCUGAACUUCGCUAAGGAGGAGGAGCGAGGCUGGUAAAAUGUCUGGGAUGGGAGGGCGGGAGCGCCAACAGAGUAAAUUGUGUAGGGGGUGUCAACAGCGGCUCUAAUAUUGGAAUCUGAGAUAUACUUAAUCUCCUUUUGGUUAACAUGAUUUCAAAUCCAGUGCCCUGGCUUUAAAAAGCCCUUCAUGAUAGUGCGCCAGAAGUCGAAAGUUGCUUUAGGAACACAAAAUGUUCCAUGAUAUCAGACUUGAUGAUGUCAAGGCAGACUGUAGUGGGAAUGUUGAUUUUUAUAGAGUGUAUAUAUGGGCCACCCAAGUUCGCAGUCCGCUACGACCCGCACACUGAAUGCAUGUGCAACCUUUGAUAUGCAAGGAAUUAGUUAAGCUUAGUUGGCCCAUUCACCGCUAGACUUUGACAAGGUCCUUCCUGGACACGCAGUUUUCUUGUCACAUGUAAAGGAUUUCUCUCGUUCACAGCAUGCCAAUGUUAGUGACCCAAAAAUGGUUGCUAAUAAUUAUUGCAGCCUUAGCCAAUCACAUUCAGUGAUGCUAACAAAUAAAUUCACAAUAAUUAAAUUCACAUUUGAAAAGGAAAAAAAGCAACUUCAGUUUAUUCUUUGUGUCUACAAUAUGAUGAUUGGAUGAUCUUAGAAGUAUGGAGAAAAUUACCUGAGAAAACGCUUUUCAAUAAAAGAAAAAGAAAGCCGCAGAUUACAAUAAAAUAAUUUAACCUCAGGUUAGUGCUAAUCAGCUUUCGAACGACUGGGCCCUGGGGCUUCAAGAACCCGAAAUGGUUUUGGUAGCUGCUAUAGAUAUAUACUAGAAUGGUUAACAAACUAUUCUUGCCCACAGGCAAAUUGUGAUGAUAAUGCACUAGCUCUAUGGCUGUUCUGCUAACACUGGGCUGCAGGACACUGAGUAACUUGUCUAACUGCAUUCUAAGUGAUUUAUGAAAUCUACUCCAUGUAUAGUGACCAUAAAAAUAUUGUCUGAUUUUAAGAGUAAGAGGAGUAAGUAAGAGCCAUUUAAUUAUACCCAUGCAGGAUGAAGUGGUUAACAUUCAUUUGAUGGACUUUUUGAACUUAAAUAUUUUGUUUCUUUUUAUUUCCAGGUUAGAUGGAUGAUGUACUGGAUAGUUUUUGCCCUUUUUAUUACUGUAGAACUCUUUGCUGACCUUCUACUAGCAUUUUGGUGAGUUCACAAGUUUUAAAUAAUACUUUGACAGGGCAGGGCUUUCCGAAAAACUGCCAUGAAAUUCUACAUCCUAAACUGGUUAUAUUAUAAAAAUCAUCUUCUGUACAGUAGUGAUUGGAUUUAACUUGUUGGAUCGAUCCCUACAAUGUAUAUGGUUCAUGUAGUGUUCCCUUCAAACAGAGUCUACUUUUCCACGGUUUAAGCGUGGUCUGAAAUAAAGCUGACAGGCUGACUCAUCCAAAGAAAGCAGAUUUUUGGAUCACUGCAACUUGUAGAACACUUUCGGUUAAAUGUUUUCCCUAAUUCUCUGCAGACAAAGUAAUAUCUAUUGCUUUUUAAUAUGUACUUUAUGUUUUUAUUAAUUUUUGUGCUGGUUACUAAAUACACCUUAGAGUUUAUUGCUAGAAUUUUGUUUUGAUUUUUUUGAAGGGUUCAUUCUUAGGCUUGAUAAUAUUAUUCGUAUCACUUUCAGGUUUCCUUUUUAUUAUGAACUCAAGAUAAUAUUCAUGCUUUGGCUUUUGUUGCCAGCAACAAAGGUAAUCAAAUUUGUUUUGAUAAUUUCUUGAAUUAUGAAAGGUAUAAGAUUUGAUCCAUCAUGCAGGAACAUGUGCUGGGAAAAGUGUGUAAUCUUGCAGGCUAAUUAAAACGUCUCUUUCCCUGUUUUUGUUAUUUUUUGUCUCAAGUAGGUACUUAUCUCUACUAUAUGCUUUCGUUUGAUUCAAAUCAUAUUGCAUAACUCUUUGACAUAACUACAGUCGAACCUCCCUGUUUGACCACCUCUCAUAAGCAACCACCUAUCCAAAACACCAAAUAUUUUCCCAGUCAGAUCCUUAUAGUUGAAACCUCCAGUAAAUGGCGACUACUUGUAAGCAAUCAAUAAACCUUUUUACCAAUGUGGCGGCCAUAUUGAAUUAAUUCAAUUUAAGGAGUUUUAUAGGAUGCCCAGGGGGCAUGAGCACAUUUCGUUUGUAUUUUUGAGCGCUUUUCGGGACAUUUUUUCUUAAAGUUUUCUUAGAAUAAGAUUCUAAUGGGAAAAAAGAUCCUUGUGCCAUGUUUGGAUGUAAUAAUGAUCGCCUUUUUCCCGAGAAAUAUACAGUGAAAGACCAUAUUUCUAAUACUAAACUGGAAAAAGGCGAUCAUUACCAUCCAAACACGGCACAAGGGUCUUUUUUCCCAUUACAAUCUUAUUCUAAGAAAACUGUAGGAAAAAAUGUCCUGAAAAGCGCUCGAAAAUACAAACGAAAUGUGCUCAUGCCCCCUGGGCAUCCUAUAAUACUCCUUAAAUUCAAUUAAUUCAGUAUGGCCUCUGUAUUGGUAAAAAGGUCUAAUGGCCCACUUUUUAUCAUGACAGUUUUAGAAUUUUUUAUUGUUUUUAACCUCUUCAAAGUGACCAUCAAAAUGUUCUCAUCUCUGUGUUUACUACAUAUACUACGCUUAUCAGAGUAUGAGAAAAAAUCGCCUGUCUUUUUAACAAAUCUUUACCUUAAUUUUUACUUUAGGGAUCAAGCAUUUUGUACCGCAAAUUUGUCCAUCCAUGGCUGUCAAAGAAUGAGAAGGUACAAAUUUGAGAUAAGAAUAUUGUAAUAUGAGAUAAGAUUAUUAUAAUAUUUUUAACAGUGAUUUAUUGUCUUUUUUGACUUUGGUCAAUGUUUAAUAUAGAGUGACAUUGUUCUGCAUGUUUUUUUUUCCAAUCAAAAAUUCCUUUUUUUAGCUGAAGUACUUAUUUUGCAAAUGUACCCAUUGGCCCCGGAAAUUUUGCUGAAAAACGUGUUUUGAAGCUAGUCGAGUUGUUUUUGUGGUCACUGUUGUGCUAAAAAGAGCUAAAACUUACCAUAAAGCUAUUUACAGGUCGUACACUUCGCGGCCUUCUGAUCCAGAUGCAAAAAAUUAGCUUGCGAAGUUUGGGCAUGCUCAGAAAGCAAAAUUUCGAGUAGUUUUUGGAUUUAAAAGUGACACAGCAGUCUUCACGUUUACUUUCGACCUGCUCUCCUCCUCUCUUUUUUUUCGCUUUUCUUGCUUCAUUUUUGUUCUUUUGCUGGGCAUUUAGUAGGCUUCAUUUUGGUGGGAAAUUUUUUUAGGAAAGGGUUUAGGAUCUUAGAAUUAGAAGAAAGGAAAGGUAGGCGAGUAGUGGAACAAGAUUUUCAUGGAAAUUUUGAGGUCAAUGUUACAUGGUUUUUUACCUUUAUCUCCAGUGUCCUUGACUGAAUUGAGCUCAUUCUUCUCUUUGCUCAACCUUUGAAUUUCUGUGCAAUUCACAGGAUAUUGACAGCUAUAUUGAGCAGCUAAAAGAAAGUGGGUAUGACACCGUCCUAAGGGUCAGCAAAAAUAGCCUAUCCAUAGCUGCAGACACCAUGAUAAAGACUGCUGCCACGGUAAUCAUAUUCUUUUGCUUUUGCUUUGCUACUGUCAGUAGAUCAAAAAAAUGUGUCUUUUGUUCACAGGGCGGGCUUUGAUUUCUUCAUUAAUUUGUCUCCAUAAAAUGCUUUUUGUGACUUUGAUCAAGUAUGUUUCUAGGGUAACAUAAAGGAACCUUUUAGGUAACCCUCACAUUGUGGGUAGUCUAAAUUUAUUAACAUGCAUUGAAUGAAAUUUCCAUGUCAAUCUAGGGCCAGACUGUUCUGGCGGAGAAAUUGCGCCACUAUGGUACAGAUGCCACUGACAAUAAAAGAGGUGCAAGACUUCACAAAGCCAAAUCAUGGUAUGGUGGAAUGAAUACCACAGACAAUGACUACAUGCCAAUUGACGAAUCUGAAGAAUACAGCCUGAUAGAAGAAAGAGAAGAAGAGGAAGAAGAAGAGUCUGUAAAUCCUGAUGUGGAGAGGUACACUUUUCUGCUUAAUAGUCAUUUAAUUCUUGCAGUAGGAUCCAGGUAAACUGUCCCCUUAUGUUAAUGGAAACGGCCAUUAUACACUCAGGCAAUUCCUUAAAAACUCAUGGGCUCCUAAAGUCGGGCCCUCAGCCAUUUUUCAGUCACAUAGACUCUCUAUAAGGUGAACAUGUAUGCUCUGCACUGUGCUAAAAUUUUGAAUGAACUUAGCACUUAACUUUUUGCACACAUUAAUGAAUUACUGUUACAGUACAAUUUUUUCAAAAUUGUUAGACGAGGAAAGUCCUUGUUCUGGGGUAAAAACUAUUGUUACAGUCAUCUCUUUAAGCAGUAUCAUUAUUAAUUUUCACAAGUUGACAAAUGUUAUUGUUGUCUUAGUGCAAAGCUGAAUGAAGAAUUAAGAGAACAUCCAAAAGAGACUAAAACUCAAACAACCAAGCGGGCACGAGGAUCAAGUAACUACCAGUCACUCACCUUGCCACGCUCAUAUGGGGUAAGUUUCCUAAAUGUUAUCAUGAUUAUGGAUGUUCGAAUUUAUGUAUAAGUUGAACCUAAUUUGAUCUUUUAUCAACAUUUCUUGUCUGAUUCAUACACCAUUCAGAGACCCUCACACCGUGCAAAAGUUCAUGGGCCAGGAUAUGAUCCCUUUGAGGUGAAUUUUGUUUUUAAUUUAAUUAUCAUUCAUUUAUUUUUACUUGCUGUUAAUAUUAAUUUUUUAGUUUUAACCUUUUUUUAACAGACCUUUCCUGCAUUUCGCUCCAGUAAGCAAGCGUAAAGAAUUUGAUACAAAUCACUGUAUAAUUUUGUCCACUUCAGGGCUCCUAGAAAUGGUCAGUGCCUUUGUUUACAGGAAUGCAGGAAAGAUCUAUUAACAGCUACUUAUCCUUGAUAAAGUGAAAAUUUACUUGAUUCCUGGUAAAUAGUGCUCUUUGUUUCUCUUCUGUUAAAUUUUACAAGUAACUCAGUAAUUAAUCUAAACUAUUUGUUUUCAACAGUCAUCAGCACAUUCUUACAACCCUGGAGAUGUUAGGACUUAUGAGGUAGGUGAUGAUGCUCAUAUUUCAUCUCACCACUAUUACACUACAGACAUUGAGGGGUGGGGGGAGGGGGAGGUGACAUCGCUACACUACAGGUCAUUACAUGAAACAUUGUUCAGGCAAUUAAGUUAAUCACUGAAUGAAGUCAGUGCCGCUGAGCAGCCCUUGGUGACUGUCUGUUGUCGUAACUUGGAUAACUGGCAUGAACACCCUAAAGCUAUGGAUUAAGAGCAGAGCCUAGUUAGUUAUCAUCAACAAUCCUACUUUAAUAGCGAGAAAAUUAAACUUUUUAAGCCAAAUCUCACACAGUAUGUUUUAUGUUAAUCCUCCUUACUGUAAAGCUUUGCGUUUUGAGCACAGACUUUGUUAUGGACAUGACAGUCCUUCUUUUAAGAAGGACUAUCCUAAAGGUCCUAAAUGUUACUCUUGUGCAGUGUGAGGUUCUGUGAAUGGUGUAUGAAUCAGACAAAAAAAUGUUUGAUAAAAGAUCAAAUUAGGUUCAGCUCAUACAUGAAUGUAAACAUUUAUAAUUAUCAUAACAUUUAGGAAACUUACCCCAUAUGUUUUAAAAAACAUGUUACUAGUGCAAAGCUUUGAGAGGAAGGUGAAUUGUUUUCGUACCAGGCCAUUUUUCAUUCACUUCUAACUCCCUCUCACUUUAACAUGUGGCCUAGAUAUAAUAUGAUGUAUAUUUUUGAGUGGCUAUAAUCGGGUGUGCACUACAUGUUAACUCUGUGUUUAUAACUGGUGCAUAAGAAAUUUGAGGCACAAGAUACCAUACAUAAGCUAUGCAUGGGAGAGAGGAAGACAUUGACAGGAGUUAGAGAUCCUUCUCGGCUUACACACCUAAUAUUAUUAUUCUUCUGCUGCAGGCAUUACUAUAUUUUUGCAUUCCAUGUUUUUCAUGUGCCUGUCCCACUGGCUAGCAAUGAACUGUAAACCAUGGCAGUUUUCCCAUCAAGACUAACUCUUAAUUGUAACAUUAUUAUCAAUUUUCUAUUACAGACAAGAGCACAAAGGAGGACCCAGCGGAAGAUUGUGUAGGCCUCAUGUUAGCUUCUCACUUGCUUUCUUGUUUACUUUUUACUACUUCAGCGUGCUGCCAGUACAAGGGUUCAACCCAGACGAAGCCAAAGGAACAAACAAGGCCGUUCACUUCCUGUUAUUCCACAUGGUUCAAAUGAGGCAAAUUGUUAAUGUCCACUGGAAAAAAUUCUGUAUUAGUUUGAGGCCAUCAGUGGCAUUUUCUUUUAGAUUUGUGGGGUUAUUUUAUCAAGAACAUCCUGUGAAGUGAAUUCAGGAUUCAUUACUUCUUAUUUUAACUGAGCUGAGAUCAGAGUCUAUAUUAUUGUUUAACUUGGCAAAUAUAAUUCAGCAGGAAAGGUGAAACAGAUUUCACUUUCCUCCUAAUCUCAGGUUUGCUAGUUUUGUCUACUGAUAAGUGGUCAAAGGAGUAUUGCUAUAAAACUCUGGUUUUCAGCUAUUUGCCCAAACUGCAAAACUGUCCAAACACCAUUUUUGCUUUGGUACUGCUUUGGUGCUAAUCUAGAAUGACCACCAUUAAGAGCUAGUGUUGGCUACUAUGCCUAAAAGUGAUGAAAACUAAUCAAUUGUGAGGCCCCAAUAGAGGGGGAGGUAUGUCAGAGGGUACCCAAUGGCAAUUUUUGGAAAAUAUCUGUUUGGAAGAUGAUUGGAGAUCUAGAAUUUUAGGAACAUUUGUUGUAAAAUUUCUUGCUUGCCUGCCUCUCCUAGGAUUUUCAAACAUCUAAAAAAUGGUAUAAUUGCCCAUUUUAAAGGGAUUUUUACCCUAAGAAGGUCACCUAGAAUUCUCGGGAGCCUUCUUUCUGGCUGAAAUUUUCGAAAAGGUAAGUUUCGAUCAUUAUAAUUUUCGGAUCACUAGACUUUCAGCAAGGAAAUCUGAACAGAUGAAAAAUUUUUAGGGGACAAAAAUAUGCCUAUAUCUACUGUUUAAAUGCUAAAAUACGUUCAACAAUGCUAUAUGUAAGUGGUUUUGAACUAUAUUCUCAUUGGGUGCCCCUGGUAUGUCCCUAGUCUGAAUUUCAAAACCCAUCAUUUUGCAUGUUGAAGAGGAAGCCAUGUCCUUUUCAGCAUUUUACUUUUGUAUUUUGUACUUGCUUUUGUUGCUGUCCCAAUUUCAACCCAUCUUGAUGUUAUUUGUUACCAUCUAAUCUGACUUACCAGUAUGUUGCUCUUCCAAAGUCCUGUCGCUUGUCAGAAUUUUACCCUAUAGCAUGGCCUCAUUUGCUAUUUAACUGCCUUUUUCUCCUACCCGGUAAAUAUAUGUGAAAUUUAAUAGUCAUUCAAGAAUCUCUGGGAUGCAAAAAUACAUUUGAGUUUCACCUAGAAAAUGAGAUUCUGGAACUUUUUGGAGGGUUUUACAAAAUCUUCUGUUAAACAAGCAACCCCUUUGUUUCUAUAGAGAGGGUGUCCCCUGGGGUCAAUGGGAUUUCUAGUGGUUUAGAUGAAUUGAAUGGGGAUGGAUUAAAUACAAUGUACCUUGAGGCGGGGCUGCCACUAGGAUUUCUCCUGGUUAUUAUGAGCACGAUCCCCAGCUACUUUGAGAGGAAACAAAAGGAAAAUUAAAUAGAACAUAAAGAACUUCCUACAGGUAGCUUUUCAAUAAAUUAUUUUGCCGUCUUGUUAUUGCAUAAUUAUACCCAGAAACUUGAAAUCUUAGUGACAUCCCUGUUCAGGUUGUCUCCAUUUGUGUAACAGAAUUUGCCCAAUGGCAAGCGGUUGUUAGCACAAUAGUAUAAAACUGUGUAGGAAGAAUAAAAUCGAUAAAAUUGCUGUAGAUUUUCUUCAAGAAGCAGUUACAUUUAUUGUAUCAGCUACAUGCACGCCAAACUUAGUAGAUG
Porites lobata is the source of this 10328-nucleotide messenger RNA. The record is from the annotation of a GenBank genome assembly. Lineage: Eukaryota; Metazoa; Cnidaria; Anthozoa; Scleractinia; Poritidae.